AUGGCUAUUUGGACGUAUCCCUUCCACUACCAAAGUUCCGACAUUUCGUUCCAGGAAUGGAUAUCCCUGUUCACGCUAUGCCUCGCGCCCUUCAUCGCUCAUGUUUUUGCGGGCGCGCCGCGACCAUCAAUCCUCGCAUCGGCGUCUCCUCCGUGGCAUGAGUACAUGUGUAUCUACAAUCCCACCGCCAUCAUCUUCCGUUAUGCCGCGAUUGUCGACCGGCGUAUUCGGGCGCACGAAUGGGUGCCUCAUGAUGCCGCAGCGGCCAAUGCCUUGUUUUGGACUGAUCAGGGCUGGGAUGGUUCAGAACACAUGAGAACCAACAGUCUACAAUUUUGUACCCUGUUGCCUGAACAGCCAAGGACUCGGAUAUUGUCCAUGGAAAUGUUGAAAACAAUCAUCACCACGCUGCAGGGUGUCCAAGCUGCAGUUCGAUAUAUUGGAGCUGCUGCCGGUACCGUCUACAUGAUUACUGGCCAGCCAGCCGUCGAUGCCAUCUUUGGUCCCCUAUCCUUGCUGGGGCUUUUUCGCAUAUUUGCGGGUUUCUGGCUGGUUGAUGAUUACACCUACUCGACCGCGAUAUCUGGCGCAUCAGCAAAGGCACUGCAAACAACAAGCCUGGAGCCCCUCAGAAGGCCUUCUUUGGACAGUUUAUAUGACAACACAGAUGCUCAGGGAGUGUUGGCCAUUGAUGGGCAGUAUAAACCCACCACGCAAUGGGGAAGUCGCGCAUUCCGCUCGAUAUACUUUCUGCUUCUUGUUGUUCUGUGGGUGUUGGUCACGGUGUGGACCUUCGUGGGGCCUUUGCGCGAAGCCACCAUGACCGUCUUCCUCAUGGCUGCGUAUCAUUUUGUGCUCUUCACCGUCACAAUGGCUGUCUGUGCUUGGUACUUUUGCCGUGGUCGCACAACCUCGACCAUUUUGCCGUGCAUUUCUCACGUGGCGUUCAAGGCAUACACGGUAUUCUGGCUGCUAGCCACUGUCGCGCUUGUGGUCGUGGCUGCGCUGGAAACAUUUAAAACGCCUUGCGGAACCUACACUAGCAUACCAGCCAAGUUUUCUGGGUUUUUUUGCUCUGACGAUACCACCAAAGUCAAUCCGAAUCGAGAGCUUGCAGGAGUAUUCGAGACAUUUGCUUUGGCAUCCCAAUACAACACCUCGGUAAUGGACUCCGGUGUUGCGCUAAAAACAGGCGAAUUCUGGCUUAUGAACUUUACCGGCAUUUGCCUAGGGGCAUACGAUGACAAUCACACCUGGAGCCUGGCUCAGACCACGGGGUUUACAGCUAAUCCUAACAUUGAUGACAUUGUGACAGAAGGUUGGAACACAUUGAUAGAGUAG
Messenger RNA from Pestalotiopsis fici W106-1, 1341 nucleotides. RefSeq lists its product as uncharacterized. NCBI's taxonomy places the organism in Eukaryota, Fungi, Ascomycota, Sordariomycetes, Amphisphaeriales, Sporocadaceae. The coding region runs from base 1 to 1341 and encodes 446 amino acids. The transcript has a single exon. The record is from RefSeq and is a predicted model, not a curated record.